Molecule: messenger RNA, 3909 nt
Organism: Adineta ricciae
Lineage: Eukaryota; Metazoa; Rotifera; Eurotatoria; Adinetida; Adinetidae
Source: the annotation of a GenBank genome assembly
AUGGAUGAUGCGUUCGAUCGAAGUAAAAACUUGGAACAACUGGCACUGAUAUGGUUUGAUACAGAAAACAUUGUCGAUAAUGAACUUGAAAUAAGAAUGCGUGCGAUAAUUGAUUAUUUUAAAUUUUUUAAUCACGCAGACGAAUGCAACGACUAUCUCAGAAGUACACAUCAAGCCAAAGUAUUCGUUAUUAUUUCAUCAAAUUAUAAUAAAAGAGAUCAGAUACAACAUUUUCUUAUAUCUGUUCAACAACUCAAACCCGUACAUGCAGUGUAUGUGUAUCUGACCGAUGAGAAUAACGAAUGUGCAAUGGACAUGGAUUAUCCUAAGGUAUGUGGCGUAUACGUGCAGCUGCAAAAAUUGUUAAGCGAAUUGGGUGAAAAAGUAGCAACGUUGACCAAGUAUGCAAAUAUGCUCUUUGAAUGUUCGACAGGUGGCACUACAACAUCGUAUAUUGGUGUCAAUGAAAUGUGGUACCAGCGAUCGAUUGAUAUUGCACUUUCGUUACCGAUUAGUAAUAACGAUAGACAAACAUUAAUCGAUAAGUGCAAGAUGUAUUAUAAAGGUAAUACCAUGACUGAAGAAAUUAUCGAUGAAUUUGAGAAGACUUAUGAUCCUGCUAAAGCUAUUUGGUGGUACACGCGAAAUUGCUUUUUAUACCGUAUUCUGAACGGAGUCUUAAGACAGAAAAAUAUGGAAGCAGCGCUUUACUUUCGCUUCUAUCUAUUGGAUAUUUGCAAACAAUUGAGAUCAGUGCAGGAAGAAUAUUUAGAAUAUUUCGAUGAUAGACCUAUAUUGAAAGCUUAUCGCGGUCAAUUGAUGACACGUGAAGAAGUGAUUUAUCUUGAAAAAUUCGCUGGUUUUACAUAUUCUAUAAAUAGUCUUCUGUCGACGACUACAAAUCGGUCAACUGCGCUAAUCUUUUCUGGUAUCACCGGUUCGGCAACACCACGUAGCGAUGGCUAUAUUUCAGUCUUGUUUGAAAUAGAAGCAGAUGCCCGUUUAUCACAAAAACCAUUUGCAUAUAUUGGCCACUUGAGUUAUUUUGGUUCCAACGAAGACGAAGUUUUGUUUAUGAUCGGGUCUAUGUUACUCCUAACUGCAACCCAAUACGACGAACAACAAAAUUUACAUAUAUUCAAGUUCUCCUUGAUUAGUUAUAAAGAUUUAACAUACCCUAAUCCUCAACUUCCGUCAGCAAUCUCAAUCGAGUCAAAAUUCAUAAACAUUGGCUACUUAAUACAAAGGUCAUAUUUACACGAAUCUCAUGCCGCGAAAUAUUAUAACAGCUUACUAAAUGAUUUUCAUGGAGAUGAUCAAAACAUCUGUGCUUGUUACGUUGGCUUAGGUUGGAUUGCGUGUGAAAAUGAUCAGUAUGACCUAGCAUUGAGAUACCAGACAACAGCAUUGCAACUAUACGACCGAGCACGACUAUCAUUGACUGAUCUUCUACUGAAUAUAUACAAUUGUCUUGGAGCAGUUAACCGAAAGCGAAAUAAUUACAAUCAAGCAAUAGAUUUUUAUAUGAAAGCAGAGCAGUAUAAUAACAUAAGAUGUAUUGAUCGUCAAUGGAUUAAUCUUGAUGAAUUUCGAAAUAUUAGCUCAAUUCAUAUGGCUGCAAUUUAUAAACUGCAACAAAAGUUUGACUUAACAUGGGACAUGUAUCAGAGAACGAUUGAGAAAAUUCCAAACACUAAAUUGCAUAAAAUGGUGUUUGAAUAUAUUGUGAAAGCUUAUAAUGAUACUAUAGAAAAUCGUAAACGCUUUCUUGACUAUGCCAUACAAUAUCUACCAUCACUAUAUGGGUUUAUUGUCUAUUCAUACGUGCAUAUCGUCGAGCUGGCUGUUUCGCGCAAAAACUACGAUUUUGCCAUUGAUUGUUUGAAGAAGCUUAUAGAAAUUGAAUCGAAAUCCGGCAAAUGUAUUACUCAGAAGAAGCAAUAUCAUUACAGUAAUGUACCUUUCUUGUAUAAAAAGAUCGGUUGUUUAUAUGAAGAAAAAGGCGAUCUGAAUUCGACAAUAGAAUGGUUUGAGAAAGCGUUUGAGACUGGUAUGAUGUUCUCGCAACUUAUGUCACACAAUUACCUCAUCACACCGCGACAUAUUGCUUUAUUAUACGCAAAGCAAGGAGGCGAAAAAGUUCCUUUAGCUAUAGAAUGGCACAAAAGAUUUGUCGAGAUGUUAUUGAAGGACGAACAUAAUCUACAAUCACGUGAUAUGGAACUUGCAAUACCCAAAAUUGAGGUGUGCAACAUCGACAGUGAGUUGUGGCAAAUAAAUUUUCUCCAGCUACGCAUAUCUCAGACAAAACUCUGCUGGAAUGAAGUCGAGGUGCGAUCACACAAUGAACACAAUGCAAGCACAUAUAAUAACAUGAUUGCUCUGUCUUACUACGAUAUAGCCAAGCUAUGUGAAAGAUCGGAGGAAGCCAAUCUGUAUUAUAAAAAGUGUGUGUUAUCAUAUCUGAAAAAUGAACUACAGCAUCUUCUUUGGGACGUUAAACCAAUUAGCAUGAAGGCCAUUGAAAGUCACUUUAGCACUGAACAGGAAGUAGAUGAAAGAUACCGCACGUGCCAUUAUUUGAAUGAAGAAAUCCCAAUCCUUUGGACAACCCUGCGACAACAAAAUGUAAGCAACGGCUGUGUCAAAUUGAUUCGAACAGACUCUGGUACAGAUCCAACUAGUGUAAUAGUUAGUGUCCGAGUGCAACUUGAAGUGUUUCCGGAAAAUGAUUACGAACGUCUUAAAACUUAUUAUGAUUCCGAUUACUAUGAAUUUACCAGAUUCACCAGAGAGGUUGAAACCAAUGAUGAUGAUGAUUCACUCUUUGACAUAAAAAAGCCUGAGAAAAGGAUACUAUGUAAUACUUCACAGACCAAUAGAUGGAUAAAGAUCGGUAGUAUGAAACACGUACGAGCGUUUCAUACAGCACUGAAGUUACCCAGUGGAAAGGUCUUAGUAGUUGGUGGCGAAGGCGAUGGACCUGCAACUGCUGAAUUAUACAAUCCAUCAACAAGCAAAUGGUCAGCCACUGGAAACAUGAUUUACGCACGAAACUUGCAUACAGCAUCUGUAUUAAACAAUGGAAAAGUUUUAGUAGUCGCUGGUAGCGGUGAUUCGAAUAGCACUGAAUUAUAUGAUCCGUCGACAGGGAAAUGGACGGCAGGUGCCGAUGUGAAGUAUCCGCGACGAAUGCAUACAGCAGUCGUGUUAAACGAUGGUAGAGUUUUGGUGACUGGUGGAAUAGUUGGAGGAGGUACACUUCUAAACACUGCUGAAUUGUACGAUCCAUCCACGGGUAGUUGGACUGUUACUACUCCAAUGAAUCAUGCACGGAACUGGCAUACAGCUUCUGUAUUGAAUAAUGGAAAAGUGUUGAUCGUUGGAGGAAGUAAUGCUGCUGGUGAAUAUGUUAUCGUUACUGAAUUAUAUGAUCCAUCAACGAACAUGUGGACUCCUUCUGGUAAUUUAAAUUAUCCACGAACUUACCAUACAGCAGCUGUAUUAACCGACGGAAAAGUUUUGAUUAUCGGCGGAUCGGAUGAUGAGCAUGAAUUGCUGUACACCUCUGAAUUGUACGAUCCAUCGACGGGUCAUUGGACUACGGCUGGUGAUUUAAAUGAAGCGCGCAUGUUCCCAGGAGCAUGCCUUUUAGCUAACGGACAAGUUUUAGUCAUUGGUGGGCAAGCAAACAACGCUACACCGAUGAACACUGCCGAGUUAUACGAUCCAUUAACAGAGACAUGGACAUUGACUAACAAUUUAAAUUACGCACGUGAUGGACACACAAUAUCUGUAUUAAACAAUGGUAGAGUAUUAGUCACUGGUGGUUAUGGAAAUAAACUUCAAAGUAGUGCUGAGCUCUACAUCCCAUACACGAAAGAUGAUCAAGAUCGAACGGAACUAUGA